This is a messenger RNA of Diatraea saccharalis (sugarcane borer), 468 nucleotides long. NCBI's taxonomy places the organism in Eukaryota, Metazoa, Arthropoda, Insecta, Lepidoptera, Crambidae. The record is from the annotation of a GenBank genome assembly.
AUGCUCACAGAAGACCAGAAAAAAAGCGAAGAAGGAACUAAACUUCUUGAAGUAAGCAUUGAGAACAUGAGAAUUGGCACACGAAGAUACGCUAGAAGGCAAAACAAGAUGAUCAGAGGGAGAUUUUUGGGACAUCCUUCGAGAGAGGUUCCUACAAUUUACGAAUUAGAUACAACAGAUUUAACCAAAUGGAAUGAAGAAGUAAAAAACAAAGCUAUUCAAAUUAUAGACAGUUACAUAACGGGACAAACUUGCUGUUUUGAACCUUUGAAAUCUAACAUUACAGAAGAAAAGAAACUGAUUGAUGGGAAUUCACGAAAUUAUUGUGAUGUGUGUAAUAGACUCAUUUUAGGAGACAAAACCUAUGAAAUCCAUUUGCAAUCAUACAAACAUAAAAAAGUUUUGAAAAAAAAAAUGGACCAAAAGAAUACAAUAGAACAAAAGGAUUCUUCUACAGUUGAAAAUUAA